CAGGUUCAGUGCAGUACCGCGCGCACGGAAUGAACUACACGUACCAGUAUCCGUAUCUUCAGACCGGGCCAGGGACGCGUCUUGUUCACAUUGUCAAUGAGCCAGCGAGCCAGACCCGACAGUCUGAACAAAUUUGCUCCUCCUUCCUGACGCCACCCUGAAUGAAGGGGCCAAGGCCAAGUGAAUCCUGACCAGUUAUUUUGCUAAUGAACGCUAGAGGCCCGGACUACCACUGGUACUAGCACGCGGAGAGUCAGUAAGCAGACGAGCGUGUACAUCAGUGUACAGUACACAGUACUGGCAACAGUUCGACUUGCCUGGGUCUGUGACAGAGAUCAAAAUAAUCGCUGGAACACCUUCAGUGGCUUCACAGCCAAGCAAUUGAAAUUGUCGAAGGGGCAGAACUCCUUGCUGAGCAACGUCCAGGCAGGUGCCGUGCCGCGGGCGUGUAUCGAUUCUCCGACAGCGACGCUUGGUCAAAGACUAGUGUCACAGUGGCUGUGCAUGCACACCAUCUUCACGCUGAUUUGGAGAGUCUGCACAGUUCCUAGAAGGACUGGUACUAGCACACCGCAGAACCACUGGUAAUCGCAAGCAGUGGAAUGGCGCAGCACAGGCUGCAAACUCCUGACGAAUACGCGAUUGCUUCGACCAGGAUGGACGCAGACGAGGAUACACGCCUACUGACGCCUGCUCAGCCAUCCAUUUCCCAGCCGAGUCGUAAUGGCGCCGUGUCGGUGCACGACGAAACGCAGCCACAAUACGCGACCAGCAAGUUAAGAUGGAUUGUGCUGGCCUCCGCUGCUGCUCUGAACUUCAGUAGUGCAGUGAAUUGGGUGACGUUUGUCUCCAUAGCUGACCACACGCAGUCGUUCUACAAUGUGCGUAGUUCGCAAGUCAACGAACUGUCGAGUGUGUACAUGGCGGCAUCGUUGAUCACGGGUCUCGGCUGGGCAUGGCUCAUGGACACCAAAGGUGUAGGUAUAGCGCUGUGGAUGGGUGUGAUACUGAAUUGCACUGGCUCCACUCUACGCUUCGCCAGCACACUCAAACCAACCCUGGAUAUGAAUGGUGUUGAGCAUGGACAUUUCAACCUGGUCCUGGCUGGUCAAAUCCUGUGUGCACUGGCCAACCCCAUUGGCCUAUAUUCACCUGCCAAGGUAGCAGAUGUCUGGUUUCCGCAGGAGCGGCGGACAUUGGCCAAUAUGAUUUGCAGCAUGGCAAACCCAGUGGGCUUGGCUGUCGGCAUGGUCCUCCCGUCCAACAUUGUCGUGUCGCUCGGCGACAUGGAAUCAUAUAAUUCCUCGUUCCGAACAUUGCUACUUGUCCUGACUGGCGUGGGAUCCAUCAGCUUUGUCUUAACACUGUUCAUCUGGAAGAACCGACCCGAUAUACCGCCAUCUCCCUCCGGCGACGCCAAGAGGAAUGUGAAGGUGGCAUUCAGGCAAGGCAUAGCGCAGCUGUUCCGCAACAAGACCUUCCUGUUCAUGAUGGCUAUGUGGAGUGUCAGUAUUGGCAACUUCAACGUGUUCAUAACUCUGAUUCAGCAGAUGCUUUGUCCGUACGGAUAUUCAGAUAAAUUCACCGGCUGGUGCGGCGCGGCGAUGAGCUUGACAGGCCUGGUCGGUGCAGCUAUCAUGAGCAUCUACCUGGACCGCACAAAGAAGUUUGUCAGCACACUGAAGUUCUGCUAUGUGUUUGCGUUGCUGAGCAUGACUGGUUACAUCAUGGUGUCGAUUCACCCGCACAUGAACGUCCCGGUGGUUGGAUUUCUGAGCAUGUUUGGUUUCUUCGGCUAUGGUCUUCUUCCCAUCUUCAUGGAGCUAGCAAUGGAGGUCACCUACCCAAUCAACACUGGUGUCUCCGCCGCUAUUCUGUGGAUGUGUGGUCAGCUGAUGGGUUUCAUUUUGGUUGUUGUCAGCCAACUGCCAGUCUUCCAAAGAGACUUGUCCGCCGAACAGCUUCGCAUCAGCAAGUGCAGCGUGACGAAGGAGCACACGCCCCAUGAUCCCGUGUACGGUGUCCUUUUCUCAGCAUGCCUGGCCUCCAUCAUGACAUGCAUUUUCAUUCUGAAGUUCAAGGCGUCGUACCGCCGUCUGUACAUCGAGAAGCACGGUACAUUGAAGAAUGCAGAUGGAAGCGACGCUAUUCUAGAGAAGCACUACUGAUCUACUGACCUAUGCGAGGACACUGGGCGGUUAGAUUUAUUGUUGAGAUGACAAGCUUAGCAUGCUGAUCUAUUGAUAUACAGUUAGUAGGAACUGGUUUGCUACGUACAGCGUGCGUGUAUGUGUGCGUGUGUGUGUGUGUGCGUGUGUGUGUGUGUGUGUGUAUGUAUGUAUGUGGGUGUGCAUGUUGGUGCAUGUGUGUCUACGAAACUGCUGCUAUUCUAUACGUUACAAUAUCAGAAUUGCAAAUCAAUUAUUAUUUCAAAAGGAAACUGCUUGCAUCAUCACAGGCACCUUCAAGUAUACAUGUACAUCAUGCCAUAACUUCUAUACAAGAUAAUAACUGUUAUAAUUAUAUAUACAAUUUAUGUUUGGAGGUCCCACGUUUAGUCUCUGAUUAUUGGCUCAGUACCUGAAUUCAACUUUUGCACAUA
Molecule: messenger RNA, 2602 nt
Organism: Sycon ciliatum
Lineage: Eukaryota; Metazoa; Porifera; Calcarea; Leucosolenida; Sycettidae
Product: solute carrier family 49 member A3-like
Exons: 9
Coding region: 603-2168 (521 amino acids)
Biological process (GO): transmembrane transport
Cellular component (GO): membrane
Molecular function (GO): transmembrane transporter activity
Source: RefSeq, a predicted model, not a curated record